Molecule: messenger RNA, 2039 nt
Organism: Cephus cinctus (wheat stem sawfly)
Lineage: Eukaryota; Metazoa; Arthropoda; Insecta; Hymenoptera; Cephidae
Product: targeting protein for Xklp2-like
Exons: 2
Coding region: 195-1862 (555 amino acids)
Biological process (GO): activation of protein kinase activity; regulation of mitotic spindle organization
Cellular component (GO): spindle; microtubule
Source: RefSeq, a predicted model, not a curated record
GGCAGUUGAAUGCCCGGGUGUUUAUAUUACGGAAUUCAUAAAAGCACCCAACGGUUCUUUUUCCUGCAAAGGAAAUUAAAAGUUUGUGAGACAUCUAACAAAUAAACUAACAAGAAUUUGAUUACACCAGCGUUAAGCCUCUAGUCCAUUAGUGGUCCAUUGAAAUAUUUCAUAUUUGUACAUUUGUGUACAAGAUGGAUCAGUGGAAUGCCCCACAGUGGACAGAUUUUACAUCAAGUCCACAACCCUUAUGCGAAGAUUAUUUUGACUAUGAACAUAAAGAACUUGAGCCACAUUUAAAUGACUGUGAUGAAGUUGAAGCAAGUUCAUCAAGUGUAACUGGUUUGGAUAAGUCACGUACUGGAAGUGUUCCUGUUGCAUCACCCACAGCAUCUCCUAGCAAGAUUGUUACAAGUAAGGUACCAUCUAAGAAGGAGGAUACGGAAGAUGACGUAAAUAUAAAUUUGAAGACACCUGUGACUGUAAUGCCAUUGAUGAAAAAGCAUCGUAAUUCUACAGUAGCAAAUAAAUCCACAUAUGAAGAUAUUUUGGCAGAUGCUAUGAGCAAGUUAAAAUUAUUAUCAUCUAAAAGAAAAAGCAGACGAUCACACAAUGUGAGCAUCUAUAAGCCAUCAAGUAGUAUUAAAUUACAGCCUAGAAAAUCUGUUGGGAUAACACCUUCAGAAAGCUACUCCUGCAAGAAGAACAUUAUAAAAGAAUUGCAAAUGAUUCAUCCUGCAGAAACUGAAACUGUGCGUGACGCUGUAGAUGAAUCUAGAAAACAAGAUAAAACAGAAGUUGAAGAUAAAACAGAAGUUGAAAAAAUAACAAAGCCAGUAAAAUCAACAAUUACCUCCAGCUUCAAUAGAGGAUCAGUUGCUAAUCUUCGAAAAUCGGUAGCGAAUCCAACACUUUUGACUUGUAAAUAUCGAAGAUAUAGUCUUUCAAAAAAUCGAACAAGGACCAAUCAGUAUAUUAGCCUUGCCGAAGCAGUUAGCAAAUUCCAAAAUCAAACUCCAAAGCGUUUCAGGACAGGUAUUACAAAGAAUAAGGAGCCAGGUCCUCUGGCCAAAACUAAACAAUGUCUUAAGCCUACACAGCCCAUCUCGCCUGUACUCUUAUCAAAGACUCGAGUACGUACAACUGUAUUUGCUACAAGUAACCGAGACAUUAAUGGUAAAGCGAUUCCAUCAAAUGAAGCAAAUCAGAAGAACAAGUGUAAAGCAACGCCAGUGGACCUUCGUACAUCAAAACCAUCAGUCUUGCAAACUUCAAAUACAUCACAACUGACAGUCAAGAAACGUUUCAAUAAGAUAACAAUGCCAAUUUUAGAAUCCAAUCAGUCACAAACUUGUGGUUACAGUUUCAAAAAUGUUGAGAUAUCCAAUUUCGGGGUCAGACCAAUAAAUACGCACAAGAAGUCGACAUCAGCGGUUCCCUUCAGUUUUGAAGCGCGGGAGAAAGAACUUCGAAAGAAAAGGGCGGAAAAGCUUGAAAAGUUACAGGCUGAAAAAGAAAACAGAAAAACAGCGCCUAUUGUUCAUAGAGGUGCAGCCGACACUAAAUUGUUGCCUAAGAAUUUACAUGUUGCGCCGCCUAUAUUGAAGACAGACAGAAGAGCCAAGGAGAGGCGCGAAUUUGAUCAAAAAUUAAAGCAAAAGGAAUGUCAAGAGGAUGAAACGCGUCGACGGCUAAAAGAGGAGCGAUUGGCCAGGGAAAAGGCGGAAAAAGCUCUACUUCGAAAAAUGGCUGAGCCAAAGGCAAGGCCUAUGCCAGUUUACAAACCAGUGGCUAUUUUGAAGUCAAAUAAACCAUUGACUGCACCGCAAAGCCCGGCUUGGGCUGCAAAGGCAAAACACUGAUAUAUAGCUUGGACUACAAAGAUAAUAUACUAUGGCUUGCAAUACCUUUUAAUUAAUGACAAUUCUUUGGUUUUAAUUUUAUUUACUCUACUAUGCGGUUUUUUUGUAUGCCUUACUUUCAUUUAUAUCUACUCAAAUGUGAAAUAAUAAAAUAAAUGUUUAUCAUCCCUAAAGUAA